CCAGGACCAGCCGGCCUGUAUAAAAGCCGGCCGCCCUCCCGCCACGGCAUCACACACACACACCGGUGACAGCAAGCGACAUGAACGCUCUGGUGGUUCUCUCCGCCCUCGUGGCUGUGGCCUCGGCCAGCGGCUUCUCGGCCCUGCCCUACGCCGGCUACGGCUACUCGGCCCUGCCCUACGCCGCCCACGGCUACUCGGCCCUGCCCUACGCGUCCCGUGGAUACUCGGCCCUGCCCUACGCCGGCUACACCGGCUACUCGGCCCUGCCCUACGCCGGCUACACCGGCUACUCGGCCCUGCCCUACAACGGCUACACCGGCUACAACGGCUACGCUGCGCCCUACAGCUACGCCAGCACGUACCACAGCCAGGACGAGCUGGGCCAGGCGUCGUACGGCCACGCCCAGGCCGACCAGUCGCACGCCGCUGUGCGUGACGCCUACGGCAAUGUCGCCGGCGGCUACAGCUACAUCUCGCCCGAGGGCAAGCCCAUCACCGUCCGCUACACGGCCGGCGUCAACGGCUUCCAGGUCGAGAGCAACGCGCUGCCCGUCGCGCCCGUCGAUACCAACGUCGCCCCCGUCGACACCAACGUGGCGCCCGUCUACACCGGCGUUGCCCCCGCCCCCGUUGACUUCACGCCCGAGGUGAAGGCCGCCACCGCCGAGCACCUGGCCGCCAUUGAGGAGGCCAAGGGCCGCAGCAAGCGCAGCGCCAUCUUCGCGCCCGGCUUCUACUCGGCCGGCUUCCCCGCCCACGCCGCCAACUUCUACUCGGCCGGCUUCGCCGCCCCCGCCGCCACCGUCUACUCGGCCGGUCACGUCGCCGCCGCUGGCUACCCGGCUGAGCUCACCGAGGUCAUCCUCAACCCGGGCCACGCCACCGCCUACCGUGUCGACCCCAUCGUCUAAGCCAACCGGCGCCGGACAGUCAGCCAGCUGCGGCCACGGCCGGCCAACAGCGGUCGGGCGUUCAUGUCGCUAGUCACCGAGUACCCGUGUCUUCGUGUCGCAAGUGUCGCACGCGCGCAGAGGGCGCAAGUGUGGCAGCGGCUCGCGCAGCGCUGGCGUUUGUGUGAGCGCCGGCGCUGCACCAGCGCGCCAGCUGCCAGCAGUGUGUUUCUCUGUCACGCACCGAGCGACAGUGCCGCCUGCACUGGGUACGAAACGCCGCACCAGCUCACAGGCCGGUCUACCUGUUUGAUGGCUGUUUCGUUAUGUUCAACAUCCGCAUUCAUCUGCGUAAAAUCAUUAUUUUUAAAUACAACUGCCAUUCUUUGUAAACA
Molecule: messenger RNA, 1288 nt
Organism: Pollicipes pollicipes
Lineage: Eukaryota; Metazoa; Arthropoda; Thecostraca; Pollicipedomorpha; Pollicipedidae
Exons: 2
Coding region: 81-914 (277 amino acids)
Cellular component (GO): chitin-based extracellular matrix
Molecular function (GO): structural constituent of chitin-based larval cuticle
Source: RefSeq, a predicted model, not a curated record